Molecule: messenger RNA, 2064 nt
Organism: Aspergillus pseudotamarii
Lineage: Eukaryota; Fungi; Ascomycota; Eurotiomycetes; Eurotiales; Aspergillaceae
Product: guanine nucleotide exchange factor SEC2
Exons: 2
Coding region: 1-2064 (687 amino acids)
Biological process (GO): exocytosis
Cellular component (GO): Golgi to plasma membrane transport vesicle; cell tip
Molecular function (GO): guanyl-nucleotide exchange factor activity
Source: RefSeq, a predicted model, not a curated record
AUGAUUCCGCGUACCAACAACCACAAGCGAUCCAAUUCCUCCGACAACAGGGCUCUUUCCCCCGAUAGGACCCUUACGAAAGCCAGGUCGGCAAAUGACCUUUCCGGAGUCGCAGCCGGUAAACCCGUGCCAGCGGUACGCUCAACAAGUGUUGGGAACUUUCCGGAGAGUGGAUUCAGUACCCUGAAAGACCCGAGACUCUUGGGCAGUCCAGUAGAGACAGAGCCAUCGGGAUCACCAUCCCAUCAUCCGGACCUGAGUAACGAAGUUGCUGCUUUGAGCGUGAAACUGGUCCAAGCAAUCAACAAUCAAACAACCCUGGAUGAUACAUUGGUUGCCACCCGUCAGGAACUCGAACAAGCUCAGUCCAAGAUCCGGGCUCUAGAGUCGGAGAACGAGAAAUAUCGGCGAGAUAUCGAUCAGGAAGUCCUGAUUAAGAAAGCCGACGUAGACUAUGAGAUUUUACGACUAAAGGCUGCAUUGGCAGACGAAAAGGCACAGCGCGCCCUUGUCGAGAAGGAGAAGAAGGGUAUUGAGCAAGAGCUCGAGACGCUUACCGCCGCCCUCUUCGAAGAAGCUAACAAGAUGGUAGCUGCCGCUAAGCUUGAGCGUGAGGCGGUAGAGAAGAAAAACGAACAGUUGCGUGCUCAAGUAAAAGAUACUGAAUCUUUACUUGCGUCUCACCAAGAGCAACUGGCAGAACUCAAGUCUGUUUUGCAGGAGAUGAACAUUACCAAAGAUGACAUCGAGGCCCGUACGAUUGGCUCUACCGCACCAGCAUCCCCGGCGAAGCAGCAGCAGCAGCAGACUCCAACAAUCGUCAAACAAAAUGCAGAAUCACCCGUGCUUUCAGAACCGGCCCCCAUCCAAGAAGAAUUAGUCCCUGGUCCAUCCACUAGCUUCCCCCAUCUGAUCCGGCCUAUAUGCCGAACAGAUAUCCAUGCAUUCGAAGAGUUUAAGGAAUUAUUCACCUUGUCUAGCGUCUCCAAACCACCCAGCCGUGCCACGAGUGGAUCGUAUACCGGCUUAAAUGUUAUGAGCUUAGCCGCGGGUUUCAGCAGUGGUGGGUUUGGAUCUGCGUCGUCGUCACCCGCUAAAUCCCAACCCCACUCUCCUAAUGGAAGCAUGUCCUCACCGCAACCGGCGAAUUCGCAUGCUCCUCUGAAGGAAACGCGUUUCUACAAGCGUGUGUUGAACGAAGACAUCGAGCCAACGCUCAGGCUUGAUGCAGCCCCUGGGAUUUCGUGGCUGACACGACGUUCGGUCCUGAGUGGUAUUUGCGACGGAAGUCUUGUGGUCGAGCCCAUGCCGGCAUCGGCGAAGAAAUACGAAUUCCCUUGCUCACUGUGUGGUGAGCGCAGACCGGGUCCCGUCAAUGAGAGAACCCACCGUUUCCGGACGUCCGAUAGUGAGACGGCUCAACGGUACCCCUUGUGUGUUCUCUGCCUAGAGAAAGUUCGUUCUUCCUGCGAAUUCACUGGCUAUCUCCGUCUUAUCCUUGACUCGCAUAUCCGUGUUGGCGAUACAGAAGACGAAAAGGAUGCCUGGGAAGAAACAGUUCGUUUGAGGGAGAGAAUGUUCUGGUCCCGCAUUGGGGGUGGUAUUGUCCCCAUUUUCGCACAACCUAAUGGCUUGGAAGGUCAUUCAUGUGCCGAUGAGCAGAACCCAGAGCCUGUGGCUAUCGACCAUAGCGACAACCAAGGCAAUGUCCCCCGUGAGGUCAAAGAAGUCCUAGCCACGAAUAGCAAUGAUGACGAUGAAUUGAACGAUCACGACCCACGCAGAGCGUCUUUGAGUGAUGAUCCCUUUGAGUCUGCUACCUCAGCAUCUCCAGUUAGCAGCACGGCAGUCUCACCGCCGUAUGAUGACAGCGAAGAGCAGAAAUAUGGCAAAGACGAGAUUUCUGAACAGCCCAUUGAGCAAGCAAAAGCCUGCGUGAUUGCCAACUCUGGCGAGAACGCGGACCCCAAAAUCGUGCUGCAGCCAGCCGUCAGCCAGGCUGCUGUCACCAGCUGCGAAAAAGAUGAUGCGCAAAUUUCAGCAGCUGAAAACCGCCAGCAGUAA